UCUGUCUUUCUGGUCUUUGACUCUUCUCCUCUGUCUUUCUGGUCUUUGACUCUUCUCCUCUCUGUUUCUGGUCUUUGACUCUUCUCCUCUAAAACCCUAUAUGUGUCUCUCGGCAUUCUUCUCCCUCUUUCCCUCUCCUAUCCUUCUUUCUAUUUCUGCAUGUUGGUUAUACUACUCUACCCCUGUCACUAUCACUACUCUCGUCCUCCUCUUUGUCUCCUCCCAUUUCUUCCAUGCAUGUGUACGUCUUUCUCUCCUUCUCUCUUGUUCCCACUCUCUUCCUCUCUCCUGCUCCUUCUUUCCCCAUCCCUCUCUCCUCCUAUUUUUCUCCUUCAGCAUGGAUGUUCAGACUUUUCAUGGGAAGGAAUCAAUCUGUCUAUGGAAGACACCACGUCCAUCCUGCCUCGUCUGAAGAGGAACAACUCCAAUAACUAUGGGAUCGGUGCUCUGGCUAAGUCCUCACUGACAGGUGUGUCAGGUGUGAAUCGCUCCAUGAAGGACAAGGUGACCAAGCCUACAUCCAUGGCCCAAGGCCGGAUGGCACACAUGAUCGAGUGGCAGAACUGGGACAUGUCUGUGGUGGGCCCGGGGGGCGUGUCCGUCCCACGCAAGUCCACGGCAGAGCAGGAGAUGGAGAGACGGUUGGAGAGUGACGCCUACAGCGACCUCAGCGAUGGGGAGAAAGAGGCUCGCUUUGCCGCAGGUAUCCUGCAGCAGUUUGCCAUCUCCCAGGCAACGCUCAUGGCCUGGACCUCCAUGGAUGGAGAGAGCCUGAGGUCAGGGUCCAACCAGGGCAGUGUGGCCCACCUCAGCGAGGUUAACCAGGAGAGCAUCACCAGCCGAGACCAGAUAUUGCACCACUCCUCUGCGGACAUGUGGCCCAACACCUAUGUCGCCCAGGGCCUCUACUGCCUCUCCUCCUCUGACGCCUGGGAGCCAAUCAGCAACGAGCCCUCCGGAGUGGCCUCUCCCGCUGCUGGCUCCUACGUGAUGCAGCAGGGCGGGACUUCCUGUGAUGGGUAUGAUGGGAACGCGUUGCAGCAGCAGCAGCAGCAGCAGCAGUUCAACCUACAGCAGCAGAGUCAGCUCCAGCAGCUGCAGCAGCUACAACAGAUACAGCACUACCAGCAACAGCAGCUCCUGUAUCAGCAACAACAGUCUCUGGAGCAAAGGCUGCACAGCGCCAACCACUCGUUGCAAGCCACGCCCAACAGCACCAUCCACAGCCUGGCCCCUGCUACCCACGCCCCAUUGGUGGACCUGUGGGGGGCGGGUCAGACAGAGUCCUAUCAAGCGGAUAUUGGAGGGUACAACAUAGGCGUGGCAGCGGUGGUGGAGGCGGCUUUGAAUGUUCCGUCUGGGGAUGAGGGGGCGGGGACAGACCAUUCCCAUCUGCUGGAGCAGCAGGAGGAGGAAGAUGAACUGAAGGACGAGGAGGUGACACUUUGCAUGGAGCCGGAGUCUGCCACUCUAACACAGAGAGAUGAAGCCAUCACCUCCGGGGGCAGUAGUCCUGGGCAACGUAGUCCGGGGCGCAGUAGUCCGGGGCAACCACCAGCACAGCAAAUCACAGAGCGGAAGGUCUCUGAUGUCAGCUGUGGAGCCAUCCAGAUGCUGGAGGAGAAGGAAGAGAAGCAGGGGUCCACUGUUGCUGCCAUGGCAACCAACUGAUUGACAGACUGACCCUCGGCGUCAGGAAUGACUGAGCCUAAUAAUUAAAUAUUUAUCAAUAAAUAUGUUCCUUUUCAGGUAUCAAACACAUUUUUGAUGGGAUAUAAACUCUUGUGACCACUGAAGAGCAGAGGAGGAAGAUUUGGAAACAGAGUCACGCAGUGACAACAGCUGGUCCAAUGGACAACUUUUUUUUGGAAGCCUUACAUUCCCAGAGAGAAGGAGGAGG
This is a messenger RNA of Oncorhynchus gorbuscha (pink salmon), 1900 nucleotides long. RefSeq names its product family with sequence similarity 131 member Bb (gene fam131bb). The record is from RefSeq and is a predicted model, not a curated record. The transcript has 7 exons. Bases 160 to 1671 code for a protein of 503 amino acids. NCBI's taxonomy places the organism in Eukaryota, Metazoa, Chordata, Actinopteri, Salmoniformes, Salmonidae.